UUCAUUUUUCAAAUUAUGGCUGAAUAAACCCAAGACAAACAAUUCAAGGGAGUUAAGAAGUUUACUUAUAGAGGCCUCUAACUCGAAGAGCUCGUGAAACUCCCUAUGGAUAAAUUGGUGGAAUAAUUCAGAGCCAGAUAGAGAAGAAGAAUCUCAAAUCAAGGAGAAAAGGUGCAUGCAUUCUAAAACUUGAUGAAGAAGGUAUACAAUAUAAGUAAUAUAUUUAGAUCAGAAAGUCCAAGAAAGAAACAUUACCAGGAGAAAAGCCAAAACCCGUGAAGACUCAUUAAAGAAAUACAAUUGUUGUACCUGAGAUGGUUGGUUCAAUUGUUGGAGUCUACAAUGGAAGAUAAUUCAGUAACGUUGAAAUCAAGUUUGAUAUGAUUGGCAGGUAUUGAUUUGUAAAAGCAUGUAUUAGAUAUUUGGGUGAAUUCUCAUUAACAUAUAAGCCAACCAGACAUGGUAAGCCAGGAGUUGGUGCAACAAAAGGAUCACAACACACAGAUUGAUGUUAUGGAUUUAAAAGUACAUUAAGUUAUUUCUACAAUAAUAUAUUACGC
Messenger RNA from Paramecium octaurelia, 560 nucleotides. NCBI's taxonomy places the organism in Eukaryota, Ciliophora, Oligohymenophorea, Peniculida, Parameciidae. The record is from the annotation of a GenBank genome assembly.